Messenger RNA from Linum tenue, 2288 nucleotides. NCBI's taxonomy places the organism in Eukaryota, Viridiplantae, Streptophyta, Magnoliopsida, Malpighiales, Linaceae. The record is from the annotation of a GenBank genome assembly.
GGGGGAAAUAACCGGGAAAAAACCCAGAAAAAUCAACCAGAGCUCACUGCUUCCGACUGAACAAAGCCAAAUGAAGAGGAAUUUCGAAGGUGGGGAGACGAGUAUGGAAGAUAUAGAGAUACCGGAAAACAAUUUCCGGCGACCGGCAUCUCUGUACGUAAGAACCAACGAAAACAUUCAGUACACAGGCUCUGUUCUCUCUUCCCAUCGACCGGUCAAAGGUAUUAGUCAAUAUCAAGUGAUUAAUAGAGAGUUAGAGACGGACGAGAAUCCGAUUACUAGUUCCAAAAGAAGGCUUUACGUGGCCCAUGAAAUUAAGGCCCAAGGACCAUCAUACGCAAAUGUUCCGGAUACCCUCUCCCGCCUUUCCUACAACCGCCGCCGUCGGCGGAGGAGAAAUAGGCUACGCAGAGAGGCAACACUGGGAAGAAAACUCUCCCUCUCGAUUGCUUUACAGGAACCCAGAAGUCCAAAUUCCAAACUGUAAAGUUGAUUGCUCAGGGUGAAGGAAGAAGAACAACGAUUCAUCCAUGGACGGCGCGAAGAAAACCGACUGCUGCGUAGAAAUUACCUAUAUUCCUGACACCCCACCAAUCCCUCCCGAUCAGCAACCCACCGUGAGCGUGUUUGCUUCUGUGUUAACCGAGCCGAAGCAUGCCAACAAUCUCAUCAGGUUCAAAUUCGUCUCUUGUUUAGUUGCUCUCGAGCUUCCUGGACCUGAAAAGUUCCCAUCUUUCUCCCCAUUUAGUAAACAGAUGGUCACCAAUGUCGUCUGCUCUUUCUUUUGGUUUUGGAGUAGGAGGUUGAAUCAGAUAGCUCCACUUGAGGAUCUCCCCCAUGUUAAGCGAAUACAUAAGAGGCAUCUUGAAGGAAAAGUUCAGCUGUCAAUAAUCUUGUGUCUUGCUUCUGGGAAUGAUGACCAGCGGAUCGCCUUGCCUCAGGCUGUGAAAGAGCUAGUCGACUCCUACCAGUUGAGUCCUUUUGUCACACAAGUGGGUCUUUCGUUUUGUGUUGUCUGUGCUUUUCAGUUCCUUUCUGAGUUUCUAGUGUGGUUGUGCAUGAUAAAGAACCGAGAUCGUGAUGAUGAACUAGGCAUGUUAUGUUGCUGGUUGUUUGUGCUAAACCAGGUAUGCAAAUAUGCUGCAACAUCCAAAGAGCAAUGGGUAGAACAAUGCAAGCUAUGGCCGACAUCAUACCAUCCGCCUACUUUUAACAUUGAUGGCAUUACUGGAUUCAGCGAUGAGGAUUCACAAUCAGUUUACCGCUUCAUGAAAAUGGCCAUUGAUUUGGCAAACACUAGAGACAAUUUGAUAACUAAUGCUGCAGUCAUCGUCAAUCCUUCAGUUCAGCAGAUCAUUGCAAGUGCAUGUGAUGAAGCACACUCAUGCCACAAACAUCAAUCGGCUACUAGCUGUUGCAAUAGUUCAAAUGGAAUACAGAGCCAAGGAGGAAAUCCUCUUUCAGGUGAAUCUCUUGAGGAGCCUCAAAGAUUGCGCAUUGUUGCAUCUUGUUUAAAUCCUUGGCAAUGGUCUCAGCAAGAAUGCAGCAGUACAUCAACUUCUUAUCAAUGGCAUCCGUUGCGCCAUGCUGCUCUUGUUGCUAUCGAAUCUUCUGCUGAAAGGGAUAGACGCCUUUUCCCUGGCUCAGAUAAUCUUGCAAAUCAGUCCUUUGAAGUGGAGCCUAUGCUGUCUGCUUGUGAAAGGUCACCUGCAAAAAGGCAGAAACCCGACCACGAAAAUGUGAAGGCUGUUGGGAAUGGGUUGGAUUCUGGUAAUCAUGAUUCUAGUUCUGCAUUGAUGAGACCUUAUUUAUGCACAGGCUACGACAUUUUCCUUGUUUGUGAGCCGUGUCCAAUGUGUGCAAUGGCACUUGUUCACCAGCGAAUCAGGCGGAUAUUCUAUGCGUUUCCAAAUGCAAACGCAGGUGCAUUGGGCAGUGUUCACAGACUGCAAGGGGAGAAGAGCUUGAAUCAUCACUAUGCUGUUUUCCAAGUGAAGUUCCAGAACGAAAGUCUAAAUCUUUAGGCUUUACAGAUAGAAUAUGAAGCUAGUUUCGAUCUCACGUUGACGUUGACUAGAACUGAUUAGAAUAGAUUAUGUAUGAAUCCCUUCUUGUUGUCCUCUUGGAUUCUUGUAUUGCACUUUGAAUGUUGAAGCCAAGGGAUGAGCAAAGUGAGCUGACAGAACGACUCAUAUGCUAAUUAUUUUAAACUUCGCUAACUGUUUUGUUAAAAAUCGACUAUUACGACGGAUUUGUUAGACCUUAUGGAAAGGUAUUCAAUUUUCAUU